UCUCUCAAAAUGUUGGCUAGUCCCCAGUGCUUCAGGCUGGAGAACAGGCGCUUACUAAGCCGAUCACAUUGAGGAGAUGUUUCUGUUGGUGGCAGUAGCAGAAGUGCUGUUUGUUCUGGGUUUGGCGUGGAAGUCAGAUUCUCUUUGUUCACCCACUACUUUUUACAAAAAUUGCUGGAUUCGACGCUUCCCGAGUCUUCUGAUUGAUCUGGAGGAAUCUCAGAAGAGGGGAGCCCAGGUGCUUAAGAUUUACACAGAAGUCACAGCCGAGCAGUGCAGCCGCACCUGCUGCGUUCUGAAGAAUGUUUCCUGUAACCUGGCAGUUUUCUACUUUGAAACUAUCCAUGAGAACAUUAAUUGCCUGCACAUUUAUUGUCCAGCCUUGGAAAGCUGCAUAUUGAGGGCUAGAACCAAUGUCCUUUUGUACAACAUCACAACAGGGACUGAUCCGGAUCUUCUUGUUUUUGAAAAAUUGUCUUAUAAGGAUCCAAAUACCCGUUCCUCUUUUAACAAAUGGGAAAGGCAAAACAGCUCCAGGACUGCUGAUUCAGAAAAACGUCGACACAAUAAUGUCACACUGAGGUCUCUUCUACUUCAGUAUCCAUCUUCUACCACUAGCCAGGGCUUGGUAGCAAAUGAUAGUCAUAGCCACAGUGCAAGUGGCUUGAUCUCAAAUACCAAACCAAUCACACGUUCAUGGGCAAGGUCUCUACCCUUGGAUGACCAUUUUGCUAAGGAGAUGGAUUUGACUUCAGAAAGUACAGGUUUGACAUCUAAUUCAGAUAAAAAGAUGUCUGUAUCCACUAAGAUGUUAUCUCACGUGCCCAGUCCUGCUCACCUAAACAUCAGUCAGCAGCACUUCAAUGAAACCAAAGGAUACAGUGGCAGGAACUACACUUCAGAUAAUGAGGGUCAAAGACCUGUUUGGGUGGCAGUGGAUACAGGUGCCUGGUUUGUCCCUUUGGUGCUUUGCUCUUCUUUCAUCUUCCUUUGCUGUUGUACUGUUCUUCUGGGAGCUGGGCGCUGCAGAAAGAGGAGAGGUCACUAUAAGCCAGUGCAGAGAGGAAAGGGAGGGUCCAGGCAGUACAUAAAAUAUACUCUUGUAAAGAGUAGUUUGUAAUAGCAGAUACUGAAAAAGUAAUAAGGAGCUAAAUAACCUGCAUCACUCAUGUUGGUGGAGAAAGAGGCAGCAGCCGUAUUUAGUGAAAUACCUCUCUCAGCUUAUUUCUUGAGGGUUUCCCUUUGGAGAUUUUGAACUAUUUUUUGGCAGAUGUCUCAGCAGCUUUUGAUAACAGUGUCAACUAAACAUCCUGUUAUAAUUCUCUUUUUACUACCCACUGAUCCAAAGAGAUAUAGGGCCAAAUUCUAGUCACAGCUACAUGCUCACAACUUCCACUGAACUUAGAGGUAUUUCUACAUACCUUUGUUUAUAAUUUGAUCAAAAGUAAAGCUAGAAUCCUGUUCUAACCUCUCUGUAGAGACAAUGGGCUUGAUUCUCCACUUCCUUUGUGUGUACUCUUCCCUGUCUUACUUUGUAUAAUGUAAAGCAAAUGUAAAAUGCAACCAUAUCAGAAAAGCAGCAUUUUACACUUACUUUGCCUAAGUUUUUAUGGAAACAAAAGGUGCAAGGUUAUGGAGAAACAGACCUAGUUACUUUUAGAUCAUUAAUAUCCUGAACAUCCAUACCUUUAAAACAGUGGAAAUUUAGAGUUUGAAAACAUGUAGUUAUCUGCUUAACCAUCCAGAACAGGAUUGUUCCUACUGUGUUUUUAAAAUUAUUCUGGUGAUGGGACUUCCACAAUCUUUUAGGUCUUAUUAUUAGGAAAUGUACUUUAAUAUUUAGCCUAUAUUUUCCUUUGCCUGUUGCAGCAUUCUCUAUUGCCAAUUCCCUUCUAGGCAUCUCUAGCACCAUGCUCUCUGGCCCCCCUCCCAUCCUAGAUGCCAACCCUUCUUUCACCUCCUCCCAGGCCAAUAGUCCUCCAAGUUGGUCAUGCUCUCCUAUAUCCUACAAAUGUCAAACACCCCAAAGUUCCUCCUCCCCCACAAGAAAAUUGACUGAGUCUCUUGAAUAGCAAAACACACAUUUAACUCUUAAUCGUCUCUGGGCUACUGUUUCCAUUAAAAGGGCCUCUACUUCUGUUCUCAGAGUAAAUCCCAGAGGUUGAAUCUUUUGCCUUUCCCUUGGCAAAAUGAGGAUGAGAUGUUUUAGCCAGACAUUUGUCAUUUUCCAUGAAACACUGCCCUCUUGCAUCACCUCACACACAUAUUUCUUGUCCUUAUCUGUGUGACCGGGAUCCCAGUGCGGGCCAGCUGUGGUCACUCAAAUAGGGUGAACUGCACAGAAUGGG
This is a messenger RNA of Chelonoidis abingdonii (Abingdon island giant tortoise), 2348 nucleotides long. RefSeq names its product MANSC domain containing 4 (gene MANSC4). Gene Ontology annotation, cellular component: plasma membrane. The record is from RefSeq and is a predicted model, not a curated record. Gene Ontology annotation, biological process: epidermis development; epithelium development; extracellular matrix organization. Gene Ontology annotation, molecular function: serine-type endopeptidase inhibitor activity. Lineage: Eukaryota; Metazoa; Chordata; Testudines; Testudinidae.